Messenger RNA from Plasmodium vivax (malaria parasite P. vivax), 648 nucleotides. RefSeq lists its product as hypothetical. The coding region runs from base 1 to 648 and encodes 215 amino acids. The transcript is spliced from 3 exons. The record is from RefSeq and is a predicted model, not a curated record. NCBI's taxonomy places the organism in Eukaryota, Apicomplexa, Aconoidasida, Haemosporida, Plasmodiidae.
AUGGCGAGAGGGCUAGAUAUUCUGAAGGCCACCCUGCCCAAGGCCCCAACGGGGAGGAGGCCGAUUGGCUAUAGAGGAAACCACCAGCAUGGAAAGUCGCUGUACGACCCAGUCUACCCCACGACGAAGAUCCCAGCGAGCCUGGUGCCGCGCUACCCGAUAGACUGGCGAAACGGAGGCAGGUUCCUCUUGUGCGUUGGCCUCAGGAGGAUAGAAAACCGCCUCAUAAGACGGAUGAAGGAGAGCCAAGAUUUCAAUCGGCCAGAAUGUAAAACGUGUAGUCACGACUGCAUAGCGACGUAUAACCGAUGCCUAUGUGCCUGGUAUUGCAAGAACAAGUUCCGGCACGUCUAUCAGUGCGACCAGGCGUUGCUACAAUUCAAGGGGGAGACCCCAACGGACAAGCCGCUCUUUACUGUUCCGAGGUGGGUGGCCAAGAGGAACCCCGAGCAGGGAGUGGAGUACUCGUUCAGUGAGGAGACGGGGCGGUUUGAAAAUGGCCACGGGGGGGAGGACAUGUACAGCCGCUUUUAUAGGAAGCUGCGUUGUGGAAGAGCGGUUUGUGGAGGCGCUAUUGCCAACCCUGCAGAGGAGGGGCAGCUCUCCGGCUCGGACUCCGACAUGACGGACAGCGACGAGGAGGGGUAG